Messenger RNA from Hypanus sabinus (Atlantic stingray), 737 nucleotides. RefSeq names its product small nuclear ribonucleoprotein-associated protein B'-like. Gene Ontology annotation, cellular component: U4/U6 x U5 tri-snRNP complex; U4 snRNP; U5 snRNP. The transcript has a single exon. Gene Ontology annotation, biological process: mRNA splicing, via spliceosome. The record is from RefSeq and is a predicted model, not a curated record. Lineage: Eukaryota; Metazoa; Chordata; Chondrichthyes; Myliobatiformes; Dasyatidae. The annotation marks the transcript as partial.
GUGAAGCUCCCUCCACACCGUCCCAUCACACACUCCCGGGGUCAGACACAGAGUGAAUCUCCCUCCACACCGUCCCGUCACACACUCCCAGGGUCAGACACAGGGUGGGUUCUUGAACUGGUCUUGCUACGUGGUGAAACAUUGGUUUCCAUGACAGUGGAAGGACCUCCCCCAAAAGAUACUGGAAUUGCUCGUGUGCCCCUUGCUGGUGCAGCCGGAGGUCCUGGUAUUGGUCGAGCAGCAGGUCGUGGUGUCCCUGCUGGAGCACCAAUGCCACAGGCUCCAGCUGGGUUGGCAGGUCCUGUCCGAGGAGUAGGAGGACCAUCUCAGCAGGUGAUGACACCCCAAGCACGUGGGACAGUUGCAGCAGCUGCAGUUACAUCCAGCAUUGCAGCAGCACCUCAGCAAUAUGGUCCAGGCCGUGGAGGCCCCCCACCAUUGGGCCGAGGAGCGCCACCACCAGGUACGAUGGGCCCUCCCCCUGGUAUGCGGCCGCCUAUGGGACCACCUAUGGGAAUGCCUCCUGGCCGAGGAGCACCAAUGGGAAUGCCACCAGGAAUGAGACCACCACCGCCAGGAAUGAGAGGUCCUCCACCACCCAGUAUGCGCCCACCAAGGCCGUGAUAAUGAAACGAGGAAGAUACCAGGGUUAAUAAAUUAUAUCCAUCUACGUGGGAACUUUUUGAAGAGGAGAUAUCCUGAGCAAAGACUUUUCAGAUUAUGCUGCUUUGACAGCU